AUGGAUAACGACCGAAAAGUGACUACGAAUGAAAUGGCAUCACAACAGGUUUCACUUCAUUACUGUGAACCGAAACAACACGAGGCAAACGUUUACACUGAGUACUGGUUUCGUCUCUGGUCACAGAAUCUAAUGUUACCAGUGCAAGCGCACAGUAGUUUUAAUUCGAUAAGUGUUCGGACAAAUGCUUUAGUCGGAUAG
Messenger RNA from Fasciola hepatica (liver fluke), 201 nucleotides. Lineage: Eukaryota; Metazoa; Platyhelminthes; Trematoda; Plagiorchiida; Fasciolidae. The record is from the annotation of a GenBank genome assembly.